AUGGCUACCACCUCCUUUUUCUCUUCAUUCCUCCUCCUGCUGCUGCUCCAUUUGGCUGCCGCCGUGCACGGCAUCGGCAUAAACUACGGCACUCUGGGCGACAACCUACCGCCGCCGGCCACGGUGGCCAACUUUCUGAAGACGCGGACGACGAUCGACCGCGUGAAGAUCUACGACGUCAACCCGCAGAUCCUCCAGGCCUUCGCGAACACCGGCAUCCCCGUGACGGUGACGGCACCCAACGGCGACAUCGCCGUUCUGAAACAAAUCGACUCGGCGAGGCAGUGGGUGGUCACGCACAUCAAACCCUUUCACCCGCAGACAAAAAUCAAAUACAUCCUCGUCGGCAGCGAGCUCCUCCACUGGGGCGACGCCGACAUGAUCCGCGGCCUCGUGCCCGCCAUGCGAACCCUCCACUCCGCCCUCCUAGCCGAGGGCAUAACCGACAUUAAGGUGACCACAGCUCACUCGCUGGGGAUAAUGAGGUCAUCGAUUCCGCCGAGUGCGGGAAGGUUCAGGCCCGGAUUCGCAAAGCGCGUGCUGGGCCCAAUGCUGAAGUUUCUGAAGGAGACGAGAGCGCCCUUCAUGGUCAAUCCGUAUCCCUAUUUCGGAUACAAUGGAAAGAACGUUAACUUUCUUCUCUUCAGGCCCAACCGCGGCCUGUACGACAGAAACACCAAGCUCAGCUACACCAACCAGUUCGACGCUCUUAUGGAUGCGGUCCACUCCGCCAUGAAGGACUUGGGCUAUGGUGACGUGGACAUCGCCAUUGGAGAAACGGGGUGGCCCUCCGUCUGCGACGGUUGGGACGCCUGCAGCGGGAACAACGCUCAGACCUUCAACGCCCAACUCGUGAAGCACUUGGCAUCGGGCAAGGGAACGCCGUUGAUGCCCAACCGAACCUUCGAGACCUACAUCUUCGCGCUUUUCAACGAGAACCAAAAGCCCGGCCCAAUAGCAGAGCGCAACUGGGGCCUGUUUCAGCCCGAUUUCACGCCCGUCUACGAUUGCGGAGUCAUGCGCAACGGACAGAAUAUUGCACCUGUAAAUCCUGGACCUGCACCGUCGACAAAACCUGGACCUGCACCGUCGACAAAACCUGGUCCUGCACCGGCACCCGGAGGUGGAAAAUGGUGCGUGCCAAAGGCAGAUGCUAACGAUGCAGCUUUACAAGCAAACAUAAACUAUGUCUGCAGCCAAGGAAUUGAUUGUAAACCUAUUCAACCUGGUGGAGUAUGCUAUGCCCCCAACAACGUGAAGGCACUUGCCACCUACGCCAUGAAUGCCUACUACCAAGCCAAUGGCCGCCAUGAUUUCAACUGUGAUUUCUCCAACACCGGUGUCAUUACCACCACUAAUCCAAGCCAUGAUAACUGCAAAAUCUGAGCUUCCUGAUUGAAGAUUAUUAUGUAGAGAGAGAGGAACAUGCCCAUUGUCUUGGUGACAAUGCGGCUUAAUUAGCGGUAUCUUUGCGAUUUAUUGUACAUUUCAUCAUGAUUCGGCUAAAUUAUGUCACUAAUUUGGAACCUUAUCAGUUCUAGUUGUAGCCAAUGCUGGUGGUUCCUAAUUUUCAGACUCAAAUUUGUUUGUAUGAUUAUAAUUAUUGAAAAGAAAAUGAUCUCGUUGAUUCCUAA
This is a messenger RNA of Vigna radiata var. radiata (mung bean), 1634 nucleotides long. Its product is annotated as glucan endo-1,3-beta-glucosidase. The transcript is spliced from 4 exons. Gene Ontology annotation, biological process: carbohydrate metabolic process. Gene Ontology annotation, cellular component: plasma membrane. Gene Ontology annotation, molecular function: hydrolase activity, hydrolyzing O-glycosyl compounds. The record is from RefSeq and is a predicted model, not a curated record. The coding region runs from base 1 to 1386 and encodes 461 amino acids. NCBI's taxonomy places the organism in Eukaryota, Viridiplantae, Streptophyta, Magnoliopsida, Fabales, Fabaceae.